GCGCGCAUGCGCGGCUGUCCGGGGGGCGGCCGGCGCCUCCGCCGCUCCGCCGCCCGCCCUGCCGGCCAUGUCCGAGGCGUAUUUCCCCGUGGGUCCCGGGCUGGGCUCCGAGGAGAACUUCUUGUCGCUGGACGACAUCCUCAUGUCGCAGGAGAAGCUGCCGGGUCGCGCCGAGAGCAGCCUGCCCCGCCUGGCCUUCGCGCUGGGCCAAGGGGCCGCCGGUGGCUCGGGCGACUCGAUCCCGGAGGGCUCAAAGCUGGAAAUACCGAUGUGGCUGGCUAAAGGGUUGCACGACAGCAAAAGAAGAAUAAUUUCGGUGGAACUGCCAAAGAUUUACAAGGAAGCCUGGAGGACAGUCUUCAGUGCUGAUGCCAACGUGGUUGAUUUGCAUAAAAUGGGGCCAUACUACUACGGGUUUGGCUCCCAGCUCCUGAAUUUUGACAACCCAGAGAAUCCCGAGAUAGCUCAGACUAUCCUGCAGACAUUUAUUAGCCGUUUUCGUCGUAUCAUGGACUCCUCUCAGAAUGCUUACAACGAAGACACAUCAAUGCUGGUGGCUCGGCUGGAUGAACUGGAGCGAGCCUUAUUUCGAGCUGGCCAGAAAGGGCUGAAUGACUUCCAGUGCUGGGAAAAGGGACAAGCUUCGCAAAUCACAGUUUCCAGUCUGGUCCAGAAUUAUGGGAAAAGAAAGUUUACGGAUAUGGAUGGUUAAAAUGCUGAAGAACAUGCAGCUGCUAUGAGGGACGCUGAGAGAUUUACGGUCUAUCACAGAAAAGAAAGAUGAGUCAGCUUUGGGAAAGGACGGACUCCUUGUCCAUUAAUGGGAAUUCUCUCUAAUGUCUUCAUAUUAGUCUAGUGCAAAUUUUAAAGGCAGACAGCAAGAAUAUAAAAAAUAGAUUGCAUCACAUCACCUGAUAGCUUUACAGCUUACUCAUACCACUCCUGAGGAUUUGUAGUUAUGGUGUUUGCUAAGAGGCUGAAAGGAUAUGAGAUGAUUUUCCAAAAGGGUAAUUGAUAUUUAUUAUUCUUUAUCUUCCAAAUUGAUAUUUACAGUGUCAGAUCUGUUUGGAAAAACGUGUAAUUCUUUGUAUUUUAUCCUUCCCAUUCCAUCCGCCUAGGAGCACGUUUCCAGCUUUCCCAUUCUUUGGAGAGCCCCAGUGAUGCAAAAAAAAAAACCAUGUACAAACCACACCGAAUUUUUCCCAUGUCUUGUACAUUGAGUUCUAACAGGUGCUCUCCAUGAGGCAGGGGUUCGUAUUGCUGGGUUUUGUACACAGUGUUAGUGCCGCAGAGAACAGAGUACUCAGAGUACUUUACCCACCCAGCAAGGGCAGUGGCCGCGCAGGUCUCGUGCUGCCUUGUCCUCUCUCUCCCUUUCAGCCCCUGCGGGCUCCAUGCCACGAGUGGUGGGGGAUGUUCCCAUUCGAUGCGAGUGGCAUUUGCAACGUGCGCGUCUCUGCCAUGGGUGUUGAGCUCCUCCAGUCGUUUUACAGAGGCAACAGAAGGCAAAAAAGAGGACAGGCUGGAUUAAAAGCAGCAACUUUUAAAAGUUGAAAGAAACUGCCCUCCGUUGUCAACCUCUGAGCCAUCUGUUUUUCCAUGAGAAAAUCUGAUUGCUAAAUGCAGUUGAUAGUGAAAGGACAAAGCAAGUGAGCUGAGUUUCCUUCUUUCUGGUCUAUCUGUAAAAUGAGCCUAGUAAAUGUCGUUGCUGCAAGUAGGAGCAACUGGAGUUGGAACUUGUUAAACAGCCCAGUGGUUACCGUCCUGCGUGCGUGUCCUUAAACCUUACGUGAAGUCACAUUUGAUGAAUGGGAAAUAGGAAACGUGGUUUGCUCUGUAGGAAGUGGUUCCUGCCAUGAUCCUUUGGAAGUGUGUAUUAACUGUUUUGUGGGUGCUUCUGAGCAUCUACAGAAGGUGGCCUUUGGAGAGUACCUAGGAGGAGGAUCCGGAUCGUAAUGGUACAGAGUGCUUCCUGCUCCGGGAAUCGCUGGGAGGUGGCGGCAGUCCUGACACAAAAUGGUCAAGAUUUGAUGUGCCAAGUCUUGUAGGAGUUGGUUCUGUGCUUGCAAAUGUGCCUGGAUAUCAGAUAUUUCAAACUGGAGAUCUCAAGUACGGCGUGUGGUCAUUCUGUGGGCCAGAGGAGUGAAAGCUCCGUCUGCGGAAGUCGCAAGAGGAGAUGUGGGGCUUCACAAGCACCUUGGCACCUGCCUGAGCAGCGCAGGGCUGGCUGUCCUGCUACAGGAGGCUAAUUGGAAGCUGUACCUGACAAAGUACAUCAAAUACGGGCAAGAAUGUUGCUGCACUUAAUGGCACGUAGUAGCCUAGGCAUUUUCUUGUAUCACUUGUAUAUUUUCUACUUCUGGAUUAUUAUGCUGAAUAAAUAUUUUUAUACAUUUUUCUUCA
Molecule: messenger RNA, 2403 nt
Organism: Cygnus olor (mute swan)
Lineage: Eukaryota; Metazoa; Chordata; Aves; Anseriformes; Anatidae
Gene: GINS3
Product: GINS complex subunit 3
Exons: 3
Coding region: 68-712 (214 amino acids)
Biological process (GO): mitotic DNA replication initiation
Cellular component (GO): GINS complex
Source: RefSeq, a predicted model, not a curated record